AUGUGGUGUAACAUUUCACGUCCAGUCGACGAGAAAUCCAGAUUUCAAAGCAGUGGCGACACCGCAACAUGCACCCAGGUCGAGCUAUCAGAUGCGCUUAGAGACAAGGAAGCACUGGAGAGGCUGCCGGAUGCUGCGCUCAACCGGCUGGAUACGCUGCGGUGGGAAGAGCGAAGAGCAGGAAGGAUGAUCGAAUGCCGAAGGCGCGUGGCCGAGCUCCGAGAGAGUCUUGUGGAAGAGGGUAGACGUCGGCGGCAGCUUUACGAAGAGAGAAAGUGGGCCGUGCAAUCGGAGUUCCGGAGGUUGCUGGCUGAGAGGGCCGCGGUGGGGGAGAAGGAGGGCAUGAUAAGGCUUCUCGUGAAGGUCGGACACGCGACGCUUGUCGCCCAAAGAUCCACAUUUGAGGCCAGGAAGAAAGAGGCGGCAGAAGAUAAGGACGGGGUCGGAACAGAGGGAACGGUUUCUCCUGGAGAGGUGUAUUUUGAGCACAGAGACUGGGUCAGCGAGGAAUUCCAAGAGGCGGCAAAGGAACAGAAACGUGAGGAGGAUUGGGGCUGGGAAGAAAAACUAGCAGAGAUGCUGCGGAUUCGGGAGCUGGCCCGAAGGCGCGAGACCACCGUGGGCGAGCUUGUACUCGGUGCUGCCAGGGGAGCACUUCCCCCACCCCACCCAGACCAAUGGCUGCCAAAGGCGGAGAAGCAACGGCACGAAGAUGAGGCACAAACACCCGUAAAGAAGAUCAAUCUAACUGCGGCUCCAUUUGUCUGCCCGCCUGGACAAACGAAGUUGCGUCUCCUACUCGGAAGGCACGCAAGGGAGCUACGCGUGGAGCAAGAGGCCGUGGAAUCAUCGUACGUGAGAGUCGGCGAGGCCGCCCGCGACGUCGCCAUCCUCAAGGCCAAGCUCGGGGCGAUUGAGGGCUGGAGAGACCACGAGAUACUGACCUUGAGGACCACUGGGAAGGAAGCAGUCGACAGCCUGAAGGGCCUUCUGGAGAAACAAAGGACAGAGUCUGCCGCUCGCACUGACAAGCUAGAGCAGGCUCUGUCCGAGCUCCGCAAGGAGUACAACGAGGUGCUUUCCGAGAAACUACGAACGGAGCUGCGGGCAGAGAGGAUGCAUUCGCUGCGGCUGGAGCUUUGGAUCGCAGCAUUGCGCGAUGAGAUUCGCUUCCACAUCAAAACCCAAGAAGAAAUGAAGCGGCUCCAGGCGCUGGAAAGGAUUGAACACGAGCGACAAAAGCGGGAGGAGAGACACAAGGUGUGGCGACAUCGCACGGCCAUCCGUCUCCUAUGCACGAGCGUGGACACCCUGUUCCUCUUCUUCGCGCAGCGGCUCGCCAACCUGGCUGGGUCUCGACGGACCCACAACGACGCCUUACGCGCUAACGGUGCUGUAGAGGUGCUUGCUGCCGUCUGCCGCGGUCCUCGCAAGGAUCUUCGACGGCUCGCCGCAAGAGCAUUGGGAGCCCUUGGUUGGAACGGCCACACCGAGGCGCGUGUUUUGGCGUGGGACAUUUACCGCCACUGGGACCUCUGGGUGCAAUCAUGCUGCCCGGCCGAGGAGGCACGGCUGCUGAAGAGGGGGCGGACCUUCGACGGGCCCGAGGAGUUCAGGCAUGCCGACCAGAUGUCAGCGCCCCCUUCUCCAUCUCCUGCUUCCGCCUGGCAAGAACAGGCCAACACAAGCCCCAAAAGCCCACCGCUCCUUUCCAAGCAGAGGGGGCCGGAAAAGGCAACCACAAAAUCUCUCCCGCGUUCAAUCGAGGACGACCUUGUCAACAAUUCUACUGUCGACGAGUCUGGACAGAGGGCGUCGUCAUCAGUAGAUGGACAGGGUCGUCAACUUGUCACCGAGGCGACGGCGACGCCGGAAGCUGGCCGCCUUGGUGCCGUAGGAGAGGACGACAACCAGGAACACGGUAACGCUGAAGAAAAUGAAGGAAAACGAGUGGAGGAAGAGGAAGAAGAAUUCAGGCCGAGAGCGGCAAUGAGCGCACGAGCCGUUGUACGUGAGCGCCGCCAGUGGGCCCUCAGACGGGCUAGGAGGCAAGAAGGGCCAAACGAGGCCAAUCAACUCGAACUCGGCGGGUGGUCGCCGGCUGGAACCGGUGUCCCCGAGGUGCGGGUGGACACAGUGGUGAAGGUUGCGGGUACCGGAAGGAGAGGCGCCCAGGGAGGAGGAGGAGGAGGAGGAGGAGGAGGAGGAGGAGACGACAUUGUGGUUGAAGGCAGCGGCCAGGGAGGAGGAGGCGUUGUGGCAUUGCUGAGAGACGACUGGGAGGUCGUUCGGGCCGCCGCUUCGGCCCUCAGCGUGGCGGCAUACCACGAGGACAACGCCGACCGCAUGGGCAAGGCGGCGCCGGACCUCAUCCCGGUCCUGGCGAGCUUGCUGCCCCACCCGGACCCCGAGGUGCAGACGCACGCCGCCACCGCCCUCGCCAACCUGGCGUUCGGGUCUCCGUCGUACCAGUCGGAGGCGGGGGAGGCUGGGGCCGUGGAAGCGCUGCUCGACGUCUGUCGCGGGAGGGCUGGCGUGGAUACGGGCGAUGCUGGUCAUCGUGACGGGACGAGUGGUGAUAGUACGCCGCUCGUUGCUUCUGGCAUUGACAAGGAUGGAGUUGACGAUACGGCGGAGGGAGGGGGCGGUAAUCGAGGAAGACGUAGAGGAGGGAGAUCUACACCAAGCAGUAGAACUACUAAUGGACGAGGACGCUCUGAAUCUGGAGAAGACGAGGCCGGGGGCGUUCGCGGCCAGGUCCAGCGGGUGGGUAGGACCAAGAAGGAGGGGGAAGCGUCGAACAACAGAGACCAGAGAGCUACAGCAGAGUGUCGAGAACAGGGAGAACACAUGUCAUCGACGGAUGAAGCGAACGCUGAGAAGGCGGAGACUCGCGACGUUGGUGCGGAGCGCGCGACUAAAGUAGGUUGUGAGGAAAACAAGGGUUUGAUUGUGGCACGCCGGCAGGGCGAAGAGGACGGUGGCGUCGAGGACGAGGGGGGUGAAGAGGGCGGAGCGGCAGCGACGAUGGACGUCGACGCGGUGCAAGCGGCGACCGCGGCCCUUGCUAACCUGCUCUGCUACAGCGAGGCCAACGCCGUGAGGCUUGUAGCCGCCGGUGGGAUAGGCGUUCUGGUGGGGCUGGUGUCGUCGUACAAACCGUACAACCUUCUUGACUUUGACCAGGCGGAGGAAAUCCAGGCUAACGCAGCCGAAGCCCUGGUCAACGCCACCCGCAACCACGGGGAUGAGGUCACCGUGAGGAUACACUCUUUAGGCAUCAGUCCUUUGGUUCUCAUGUGUGGAUCUCACAACUUGCAGGAACGCAUCGGCCGCUACAUAUCGCAGCUGUUGGCUCUUGCGUCGUCCUCGUGGCUUCCCAUUCGAACAAACGCGCUCAUCUGUCUCGGAAAUUCUCUGUUCUUCCACGAGGCCAAUCGACGUCGAUUGGAGGCGAUCGACGAGGCGCUAUUGACGCUGCUUGGGUAUUGCGAUCACGACCACCCGUCCCCAGUCCAGGAGGCCGCACUUCGUUGUUUGGUGUCUCUCACGUACGUCGAUCGCAUCGUGGCGCCGUUGGUCGACGCCGGAUGUAUCGCUCUCUUUGUGUCGAGCCUGGAGCCUUCCGUUCCCACCGCCGUGCGCCACCCGGCCGCACUAGCGCUCCUGAACGUCUGCGUCCACGACCUCUACAAGUCACGCGUGGCGGAAGCAGGGGGGGUAGAGGCGGCGGUGGCUCUGCUCGGCUCGGAUAUCCCGGAGGAACGAGAGCUGGCGGCGAAGAUACUGGCGGCACUUGCGUGCACGGAAGCCGACGACGAAGACAGCGACAAAAAGCAGCAGCUAGAUCUGCCACACCUCCUCGGAAUCGUUCAGACCAAGGGGAACCUCACGGCGCAAAAGGCGGCCGCCGAACAAAUUGCCCAGGAAGUAUCGCAAAACCCCAGCAAGCAGCGAAGCCUGGGCGAAAGCGGCGGAUUGGCGGUGCUCCUGGGGAUGUGCGACCACAGCACCGAAGCACCGCUGCUGGUACCCGUGCUGUGGGGCCUGAGAAGUUGCUUGCACGGCAACGACGCCAACAAGAAUCGGUUCGUUCGGGCCGGCGGACUGGAGGCGCUUGUCCAGCUGUGCCACUCCUCCCGCUCGGCGGGUGAGUGGGGUGUCGCGGAAGGGGUUCUAGCGACGCUUGUAAUCGCUGCCACCGGGAACGAAAAGAUCUGUCGGCGCCUCCUUCGGGUCGGGCUGGAUCAGCUCAUCGACGCCGCGGAAGACAGCAACAUUUCGAGCAGCUGCGAUGCCGUGCAGGAUGAGCCCGCCAGCAUCACAACGUUGAGAGGCGCCAAGCACGCUGGACAUCGCUCUAAGACCUCCGUUUGGGGGAAGGCUCCUCCUCCUUCUGCCCCAUCUGGCGAGGGCGGCCAGGGAAUGACAAAGAAAAUCAAGUGCCUGCCAGCGAUGCCAGGGGUGGGGUGCGCCUCCCCACUGCCGGGGCCCCUGCUGGCCGCUGGUGCACCACGCGGACCGGCGACCGAUGGGGAGCUCGGGCUGGACAAGAUGGACGAAAUAGGAGUGGACGGCGUCCUUCGAGAAGAUUCUGAGGCGCUGGCGCUAAGGAUGCAGGCGGAGUCGAGGGAGACAUGCUCGGCGCUAGCGACAAGCCUGCUCCAGGCACUUGGGCCGUUUAAUUACGUGAGUAUUAAGCUAACCAACCGAGGCCUCUCCGUGAUGUGA
Molecule: messenger RNA, 4731 nt
Organism: Ectocarpus sp. CCAP 1310/34
Lineage: Eukaryota; Phaeophyceae; Ectocarpales; Ectocarpaceae
Source: the annotation of a GenBank genome assembly